AUGUCACUCAGUCGUCUGCACUGUGAAUCUGAGUCCUUUAAGAUGGACCUCAUUCUCGACAUCAACAGCUGGCUCUAUCCAAUGGAACUCGGUGAUAAAUUCCGGCUGGUGCUCGCAACCACCCUGAGAGAAGAUGGAUACCCCGAUGGCGGUGAUUGGAACGCUAUUGAGCAAGAAGGAGGAUCUAGAGCAGACAGUUUUGAAUACGUAAUGUCCGGGAAAGUUUACCGCAUCGAAGGAGAUGAUCUCAGCAACGAGCCAGGCAGCCGGCUGUUCUCAUCCAUGUUUUACGAAAUAUUAGAUAACAAAUCUUGGGAACUUGGGCAAUAA
Cotesia congregata is the source of this 330-nucleotide messenger RNA. The record is from the annotation of a GenBank genome assembly. Lineage: Eukaryota; Metazoa; Arthropoda; Insecta; Hymenoptera; Braconidae.